AUAUUGGCUGCUCUCGUCCCUCCCACAGUGCUGUGUUCGGUUCCAGUGUGGUCUCAUCUCCGCGCCUGAGUGAUUGUUAUAACGUCUUCAGAUCACAUCAGUCAGAUGAGUCAAGAUACGUACUAUCUUAAGUGUUGCUACUUAAGAGCUCCGAAUUAGUGGUGGUUUUAAACAGAGGAGCAUCAGCAAUGGCGCUAAAGCUGAAUCUAACUGUGGACGUCUCGAGCCCAGAUAGUCUGCUCAAGGGGGCCAGACAGAUAGUUCAACACGUCAGACCAGAGUGGCCUCAAGAUCAACUUAAGUUCAAGGUGUACACGGCAGGGUUCACGAACCAUCUGGUGGGUGUGUGGUGCGGGGACACCACCAGCCAGGUCCUGGUGCGUGUCUAUGGCUCCAAGACAGAGAUGUUUAUUGACAGAGGCACAGAAAGGAGAACCUUCGAGGUUUUACACAGGGCGGGGUGUGGACCGGCGCUGUACGCUGUGUUUGACAACGGGCUGAGUUACGGGUUCACCCAAGGCGUCACUCUCACCGCUACCCUGGUCACUCACCAGCCUGUCUGGCGAGCCAUCACCAAGCACAUGGCCAAAUAUCAUAAAAUUAAGGAAGGAGAUCUGGAGCAUCCAGUCCUGUUUCCCAAGAUGCGGUCAUUCCUGAGUUUCGUACCGGUUACCUUCGAGGGCGCCGGCAUGCAAAUGAGAAUAGACGCAUGUGGAUACAGUAAACAUUUACUUAGUAAGGAAAUAGAUGAGCUGGAGGAGCACCUGACUGGCCUCGGGUGCCCCGUAGUGUUCUCCCACAACGACCUCCUCCUGGCUAACAUUGUGUGGGAGGAGACCACUAGCACAGUCGGCUUUAUUGACUAUGAGUACGGCGGCACCAAUUACCAGCCAUUUGACAUUGGCAACCACUUCAGCGAAUUUGCUGGUGUGGAGAAAGUGGACUACAGUUGGUACCCGUGUGCGGAGUUCCAGCGCCAGUGGCUACGAAGCUACCUCUCGCACUACAGAGAGGUACCCGAGGAGCAGGUACCAGAUAUUGAGGUGGAGCUUUGGUACACCUGGACCAAUAAGUUUGCCCUUGCCUCGCACCUGCUGUGGGGCACCUGGGCCAUGGUUCAAGCCACCUGCUCCUCUAUAGACUUCGAUUACCUCGGGUAUGGCAUUACAAGAAUAAAUGAAUAUUUCAAGAGAAAAGAUGAGUUCCUGAGCCUGACUGCACCUACCUCUUCACAGUGACCUAACACUGAACCAAACUAGUGCCAAGACCAUCACUGAUAGUCAUCCACAGAAUCUGUGCGUCACAGAGUGGACGAUGUUGAAACUGAAAUUGAAAUAAGUUUAUUGAGGUAAAAUACACACAAAGGGAUGAGGUAGCUCAAGCUAUUCUAACCCCGUUCAGUACAUCGUGUUCAUACAUACAUAGACACAUAUCACAAACUAUAAACAUAUUACCGAACAUUCUGAGAAGGGACGAUGUUAGGCUGCCUGGACUCUGUGACUCGCGACGUAGCCUCGCCAAUGCAAAUAUGUAAAUGCAGUGUUUCCCCUGAGAGCAACACUUUCAAUCUAUUGACGUUUUCCAAAGUUUAAUAUUCACCGACAGUUCUGCUGAGACUGGACUUUACAUUUGCGCAGCACCAUUUAGUUAUGAAAACUGUAAGAAAUACAAAGCUGGUUGGUUUUGGACGCUAUUUGCGUAUUAUAUAUUUCUGGCUUUAACUUUCCUUUGGAAUAAACCAACUCCUUUCUUCUGUACAAGAUACAUGUUGUAGUGUUAGGUAGGAAAGGUAGUUAGCGAUUAGAGAACUGCAACAUGAUUUAGCAUAACAAAGCAACCUUACAAAUAGUCAUAGCAAACCCAAUUUUUUUAAUACGGUUAUAACUAAUAACACAACUCACACAUGUGAAAAUAACUCGCAACAAGCACUUAAGAUAACCAACACCUCACAACAGGCACUUAAAUAUAACCAACACCCUCACAGGGCACUUAAAGAUAACCUACACCUCACAACAGGCCCUUGAAGUAACCUACACCUCUCAACAGGCACAGAAUCAUGAGACAUCUCUGAACACAGGAUCCUUAUCAUAUCGGGUACUAUUGAGACAAGAUGGUGGAGUCAUCCGUGUGUUUGUGUGUGCUUGACAUUUAGCCUUGAUAAUGCUGUCUUAAAGGUCAGAGGCUUGUGUCUCAAAUUUGUUACAUCAUCUGACAUGUUGAGCACGCACACAUACAACCACACCCGCAUUUUUAGGACUGUCAGAAAGCCUUUGACACAGUACCCCGUAAAAGGCUGUUACAAAAGUUGGAGAACAAGGCAGGAGUAAAAGAUAAGGCGCACCAUUGGAUAAGGUGCUCCAAACAACGGGAAACAGCGAGUAACUGUGAGGGCGGAGACACCAGAGUGGCGAGAUGUCACCAGUGGAGUGCCACAAGGCUCUGUACUUGGACCCAUCCUGUUUCUGAUAUAUGUAAACAAUCAUCCAGAGGGU
Messenger RNA from Procambarus clarkii (red swamp crayfish), 2492 nucleotides. RefSeq names its product ethanolamine kinase 1. Gene Ontology annotation, biological process: phosphatidylethanolamine biosynthetic process. Gene Ontology annotation, cellular component: cytoplasm. The record is from RefSeq and is a predicted model, not a curated record. Gene Ontology annotation, molecular function: ethanolamine kinase activity. Lineage: Eukaryota; Metazoa; Arthropoda; Malacostraca; Decapoda; Cambaridae.